CUACGUUUUUAGUUGGCGCAGACCCAAGAGAGGAGGACUACAUCAAAGUACAUAUGGAUUUCCCGCGUGAGUCUGAGAAACAUGACUACGAGGAUGAAGAGGACGGAGUAAUAAAAGACAUCGAGGAACCAUUUGACAUACCCUUAGAAGAUUUCGAAAAUUCAAGGGAAUUUUCCAAGCAUAAUUUCCAAAUUUCCGACAAAGACGGAGCCAAAGAAGUUUUCGAGAAUUCAAGAGUAUUUCCCGAUUUGGAUUCUCAGACUCCUAAAGAAAACGGGCUGAACGAGUUACGAGGCAAGCCAGGGAAUCUUCACGAGGACCAUUUCAUGCCUCUUGAACCAGGAUACAUCGCUUUUGUAAAAGUCGUGGCAUUGAUGGGUAACCAACCGCUCCAUGACUCGGGAGGUCUACUUCCUAAAGGGAAUCUACUACUAAAGAUCGUUCUGAGUGAUGGCAAAGUGCAUCAGGCGGAGCUUAAUGGAAGCAAAUACCAAGGUCACCGACACGAAGAAGACUUGAACGCCGAAAGUGAUUUUGACCCGCCACUCAUCUGCACUCGUAAAGAAAUAAGAAAAGUUCAUCUCACGGCUCGAGGAAAUAAUAGAUGGUACGUUGUGUCAAUCGAUACCUACACCGCGGGAUCGCAUAGAGCCUUCACCAAGCUGACCAGUGAUCCAGGCUUCAGUAUGUGGGUGGACGGCAAUGAAGAACAUCAUCACUCAUACCACGCCAAAGAACACCUCCUCACCUAUGCUGUCGCAGGAUCCUGUAUCACGUACAUACGCGUUGAGGCAAAGACCAAGGGAGGUAUGAAAGGAGAUGGUUCCUCAAAAAUGGAUAGAAAGAGCUACUUCCUUAUCCUUGUUCUCAUGCAGGACCAAAAACUUAGGGCAGAACUUGUAGGAUAUGAGCUACGAAGCCAAUCCUCUGUGCUAGAGCUGAACUUCGUUAGCCGAUUUCAAACCGAAAGGUGCGUUUCGAUAUCCGAAAUUAAGGAAGUACGACUACAGCCUCAUCAUCAAGGAAAUGAAAAUUGGUAUAUAUCAUCCAUUCACACCUCUGCUAAGACUGGUGAGGAGCAGUACAUGGAUUUGACAAGUGAUCCACAGCUUGGAAGUUACAAUACGAGAGACAUCAGGCUAAAGUGGGAAUAUGAGGUGACCGUCAACUGUGAAUACGGCAAUCCAACGUGUAGAUGCAAGAAGCGUGCACAUGUAUGUAUUUUUAACCUCGAAAUUGACGAAAUUCGAACUUUCACCAGCUAUCAAAAGUUGUCGGUCGAUGAACCAACAGGAAUAGCUUUGCGAGGAGCCGAGGGAGUCAAUUAUUAUUUCGAUAAAGACGGAACACUUUUGCCACUGCAGUAUAAUAGAACAUGUUCAACAUUAGACCUAGCCAAAUGCACUUAUCCUCAGUUUGUAGAUGGUAAAACGUACCGUAUGGUAAUAGCCGUCAAUGGACAAAUUCCUGGACCUACCUUAAUAGUUCAGGAAGGGCAAAAGGUUAUUAUUCACGUUCACAACAAUCUCACCACUGAAGGUAUUUCAAUUCACUGGCACGGAAUGCAUCAGAAAGGAACACCUUGGAUGGAUGGUGUUGGUCAAGUCACUCAAUGUCAAAUAGGACCAUCAUCAAGCUUUUCAUACGAGUACAUUGCUAGUCCUGCUGGCACGUUUUGGUACCACUCCCACAGUGGCGCUCAGAGAACAGAUGGCCUCUAUGGUGCACUUGUAGUCAAAGAAACCAGAUCAAGGUUGGACCGAAUACGAGCAAAACUGAAAGUUGAAUUUAAAGAUAAUCCAGAUAAACACACUUUAACGCUUCUAGACUGGCAGGUGGAGGCAUCUUUAGACCUGUUCACACAGAGCCAAGCCGACUUAGGCUUUUAUCCAGACAAGCCGCACGGCGAAGUGCCUACUCCAUCUGAUCAAAAGUAUAGUGGUACACGUAGUUUUGACAAUGGCGGGGCUGGACCUAUUCCCUACUUUUCUGGAAUCAUAAAUGGCAAAGGCAGACAUGAUGAUGUUCCAUACAACAAAACCAGACUGAGUAUAUUCACAGUUGAGUCCGGAAAGAUAUAUCGCUUUCGGCUUGUUGGAGCCCAAGGGCUUUAUUCUUACAGCUUUUCCAUUGAUGGCCAUAAACUGACUGUGGUCGGCACUGACGGCUAUUGGAUUGAACCCGAAAAAAAGGUUGAUUACAUCAUGAUCCAUCCCGGAGAGAGAUACGACUUUCUACUCGAUGCAAAAGAGGAAAUAAAAGACUACUGGAUUCGUGCCGAGACUAUGGAGAUUGAUCAAAGUGGCCAAGGGCCGCCUUACAAGUCACUAGGACAUGUGGCAGAAGCUAUUUUGCACUACAAACGGCGUAGCGAUUCGCGUGAUCCAGAUGCCAAUGUGCCGUCGCAUAGAUAUGAAGAAAUCAAAAACAAUUCUCCUCUCAGAGUGUGCACCCAGGAGAAUCCAUGCAAAGCAGUGAACUGCCCAUUUAAGAACUUUCAUUGUUCAUACAACAUCAUCUGUACUAAUGUAGACGAGCUGCGUUUACUUGAGCGAACUCCACCUGGGGAACUUCCAAAUGCAAACCCUAACAGCCAAUGCCGAAAUUGCACACAUUUCAUCAAUUUUCAUUUUGAAGGUGAAUCUAAAGCUAGUUCAGUGAACGGGCGAAAUUUUAUUCUUCCUUCCUUUCCACCCCAAACCCAAUAUAACGAUUUUCGAGAAAAAGACACCAUCUGUAACCUUACGGCUGACUGCAAUCCAUCGACACUCGAGUGCUCAUGUGUGAUGGUGAUAGACAUUCCAUAUAACGAAACUGUUCAAAUGGUGUUUUCAUCAAUUGGUGCUUCUCCUAGUGCUCAUCCAAUUCAUCUCCAUGGCCAUACGUUUCAUGUAGUUGCCGUCGGAUAUCCAGAGUAUGACGAUACCACUGGUUAUGUUAAAAAACGCAACAGUGAUAUAUCCUGCGCUGAUGUUAACUGCACUAAAGAAGGGUGUGUGAACGAAAGUUGUACCAGACCAAGCUGGAAGACGGAGCCAAUGAAUUUUACCAUCAAUAGGCGCACGAUAAGAAAGGACACAGUAAUGGUCCCUGCUGGCGGCUACGUUGUCAUCAAUUUUCUUUCUGAUAAUCCAGGCCAGUGGUUUCUUCACUGUCACAAAGAAUUGCACCAACUUGAGGGAAUGGCACUAAUUGUCAAUGAGGCUUUGGAGGAGCAGCGCAAGCCACCCGAUGGCAUGAACAAGUGUGGAGACUUUGAGAUAAGUCACCAUAAAUCUCAACCAUAGUUGUUAGUUACGAAGCUAAGGCAUGAAAAACUAUUUGAAAAAGGAUAAGUUCCCGACAUCCUUAGAAGCUUUUAACCUCAACAAAACUACUACUUGAAAAACAUUCUCCAACAAUGUGUUUGCUAAGAUCCAGAAUUAAGUCAGUUUUAAAUUAGAGUGGGUCAAAUUGAAUACUCGGUAACAAGUGGGAAGUGUUUUUGUAUUCUUAGGCUCUCCUGGCUUGUUUCAUAACUUUUAAAUCACAAACUCGGUUAUACGUGUAAUUUUUCAGAUUUAAAACUAAGCAUGUUAGACUAGUGCGAGAGAAAUGUGGGACUAGUACUAGACUAUACAAGUGUGACAUAAUUUCUAAGAGGUACUUUUUUGUUUAUAUAGCCUUUGCUGAGUUAUUACAACAUAUUUUUUAUGAGUAUUAUAUCACCGACGUGAUUUUUUGUGGAUCUUUUAAGAUCCAGAAUUAAGUAUUUUACAUUAGAGUGGGUCAAAUCGAAUACUCAGUAACAAGAAGGAAGUGCUUUUUGUAUUCUUAGGCUUGACUGGAUUGUUUCAAAACGUUUUUAAUCAACAACUCGGUUAUACGUGCAUUUUUUUAGAUUUAAAACUAAGCAUGUUAGACUAGACUAGACAAGUGUGACAUAAUUUGAAAGAGGUAAUUUUUUUUUAUAUGGCCUUUGCUGAGUUAUUACAACAUAUUUUUUAUGAGUAUUAUAUCACCGACGUGAUUUUUUGUGGAUCUUUUAAGAUCCAGAAUUAAGUAUUUUACACUGGAGUGAGUUAAUUUUAGUACGCAGUAACAGUAGAGUUUGUUUGCACCUGUAAGCUUUCCUGUAGCUUUUUUUUAUCGCCUCGUUACAGUAACGUUUUCUAUCACAGGAGGCUCGUAAUGAUUUAAGAGUCUGUUAAACUACACCAUAUGCUGUAUGAUCAAAGACAAAUCAUUCAGAAAGAUUAGAUUCAGAGACACUCUGACACUUAAUCAGUUAUCAAGUUUUAAUACAAAUUAAUUUAUCUUAGUUUUCACGGUAGAAAACUUCUUUUAGAAGGUAAUAUUCAAUUUAUGACGAACUGAGAAAAUACUCACUGUAAUAAAUU
This is a messenger RNA of Pocillopora verrucosa, 4379 nucleotides long. RefSeq lists its product as uncharacterized. The record is from RefSeq and is a predicted model, not a curated record. Gene Ontology annotation, molecular function: copper ion binding; oxidoreductase activity. NCBI's taxonomy places the organism in Eukaryota, Metazoa, Cnidaria, Anthozoa, Scleractinia, Pocilloporidae.